Molecule: messenger RNA, 1770 nt
Organism: Pieris macdunnoughi
Lineage: Eukaryota; Metazoa; Arthropoda; Insecta; Lepidoptera; Pieridae
Source: the annotation of a GenBank genome assembly
AUGGAUCUAUCUUCGUUUAUAUUAGCAUAUUUUUCGUCCAAAAAUCUGUCUUUGAUUACCGCGUUCUUGUGUUGGAGCCCAGAUGACAUAUUUAAUCUACAAUUUCGCACGAGGUCUACGGGACAUCGCCUAAGGGUAUACAUUAGCGAAUUUUCCGUGCUACCCGAUAUGCCGGCUUAUCACAUCUUCCGCGAGGGCAUCGUUCUUGACCUGAGCUGCCCUCAUGCUCAUCUGAUUCUAAACAAGGCGUCGGUUAGUCGCGCUUUUAAUCACCGGCAUUCAUGGCUCUUACUGCCCGACAUUCUCUCCAACGAUACUGACUUAGGUGAUGUCCUUCAAGACACGGUCAUCCUGCCAGAUGCAGAUGUCGUGGUAGCUUUUCCAGAGAAAAUGUUAGAUGUGUAUCGGGUAGCGAUUGAACUACCUAUCACUGUGUUGGAUAUCGGUGGUGGUUAUACCAAUUCGGAGAACUUGAAUAGAUUAUGGGCCACAAUCCCCACAGCCGUAAAAAGGAGAAAGAAUUUAGGCCGCAUCUAUCUAAAAUCAGCUACUAUUAUAAGUCAGCCGCAACAUUUCAAAGGUUGGUCAGAUCUCAAUGAUCGCCAAAUUGAUACGUUUCCAAAACUUACUUAUCCUCUAAUGAUGCUGUUAGCUGAGGAUCUCAAUUUCAGAUACAAUAUGAAACAAGUCGAGUUGUACGGCGAACAGCAGAACGGGUCGUUCACUGGUCUGGCUGGACUAUUGCAGAGAGAGGAGGUGGAGGUGGGUGUAGCUUCCAUGUUUCUGCGGCGCGACCGAUGGAACGUGCUGCACUAUUGUUCUGAGACGGUGGAACUAGUCGGUGCCUUCAUAUUCCGUCAACCAUCGCAGUCGGCCGUGUCUAACGUGUUCCUGCUUCCAUUUAGCGGCGGCGUAUGGGCAGCGGUAGGCGCGGCUUUUGCCGGUGGUGGUGUACUUUUAGCGGUAUUGGGAUACGUAGCACGGCGUCGUCAGCUUCCUGAUGAUACUGCAGAACGGCUUACGCUAUCAGAAACCUUCACUUUCGCCAUUGGAUCUGCUUGUCAACAGGGUUCAGACAUCUCUCCAAAGAUAAUAUCAGCACGCAUCCUAAUGCUCUUCAUGCUGUUAUCUUCUGUGUUUGCGUUUACAUCAUACUCGGCCAAGAUCGUGUCAAUCCUACAGGCGCCCAGCGAUGCUAUACAGACCAUUGAUGAUCUCACACACUCACCAAUGAUUCUAGGGGUUCAAGACACAACAUAUAAGGAGGUCUACUUCGCGGAGAGCACGGACCCGGCAACCCAGCGGCUGUACAAACGCAAAUUGCAGCCACAAGGCGAACAUGCCUAUCUCAGUGUGUGGGAUGGUAUUGCACGUGUGCGCACUGGCUUAUUCGCCUUCCAGGUUGAGCUGAAUUCUGGUUACGGCGUCAUCAGCAGCACAUAUACGGAGCGCGAAAAAUGUGGCCUAAAGGAGAUCCAGGCCUUCAAGCUGCCCAUGGUUUCCGUGCCAAUUCGUAAACACUCAGGCUAUAGAGACCUCUUUGCUGUGAGACUGCGGUGGCAACGUGAGGCGGGCCUAACAGAACGAGCGCGGCGUAUGUGGAUGGUCCGACGCGUCCGUUGCGAAGCGGGCGGAGGCGGGUUCGUUAGCGUCGGCCUCGGUGACGUGUUGCCCGCGCUUCACGCACUACUCGCUGGCGCCGGUGCUGCCCUAUUAUUACUGCUCGCUGAAAUACUUACGCACUCUGUCAAACGGCGACACAACUUUUAA